This is a messenger RNA of Sesamum indicum (sesame), 2334 nucleotides long. Its product is annotated as rab GTPase-activating protein 22. Gene Ontology annotation, molecular function: GTPase activator activity. The record is from RefSeq and is a predicted model, not a curated record. Gene Ontology annotation, biological process: activation of GTPase activity. NCBI's taxonomy places the organism in Eukaryota, Viridiplantae, Streptophyta, Magnoliopsida, Lamiales, Pedaliaceae.
GAAGCCAUCAGCACCAGCAUCAGUCAGGCAAGCAGAGAGGUGAUCGUCGGCGGUGGAUUCUGGGCGGAGAAUGGCGGUGUAACCCUCGCCUUUACGGCGAUUGCUGGCGUCGCCUUGGCCGCCGCCGUGUUCUACACCACUAGGUAAAAAGCUAAAGAAAAAAGGAGAAUAACGAGUACGAAUUAUCUCUGAGGAAUUUCUGAAACCUUAGGGAAAGUAAUUUAUUUACGUAAAUUAGGGGAGAGAGAGAGAGAGAGAGAGAGAGAGAGAGAGAGAGAGAGAGAGAGAGAGAAGAGAGAGGUUUUACAUAGAUGAGAGCUCUAAGAAGGAGUCAAACUACGUCUUCGUCAAACUCUUCGCCACCGUCAUCCUCCUCAAAUACGCCGUCUUCACCAUUAUCUUCAUCGUGGAUUCAUUUGAGAUCGGUUCUAUUCAUAGUAGUCUCCAACAACUUCUCACCAGCAUCUUGUUCUUCUUCUUCUUCCAAUCGAAGUCGUCUCAAGUCUCCAUGGUCUCGAAGAAAACGGAAACACAUACUAUCAGCUCAAGAGUGGAGAACAUCGUUCACACCCGAUGGGAAACUUCGUGAUGUAGUUAAAAUUCUAAAGAAAGUCCGCAGUGGAGGUGUUGAUCAGAGUAUCCGGCCGGAAGUUUGGCCAUUUCUUCUUGGAGUUUAUGACCUAACUAGUUCCCAAGAAGAAAGAGAUGCCAUCAGAACUGAGAAAAGUUGUUCUGUUAUUGUAUGCAGAAAGGAAUAUGAGAACUUACGGAAACAAUGCCGUCGACUUCUUAAACAAAAUAAUCUACUCCUGAAGAGAAGUGAAAGUGGUGAAAGUAGCAAUGGGGAUGGUGGAAGUCCCAUGAAAGGCAUAGAUUCUUCUGACUCUCCAGAUGUUGUGAGUGCUAGGGAAUCCCUUUCUAGUGCAGAAAGCUUACCAUAUGAUGAGGACUCAGACCAGCCUACUGCCAUAAUAAUGGAUGGCUUUGCUGGUUCUAAACGAUUCACAGAUUCAAAUAUUGCUUCUGACUCGGAGUCAUCAGACUCAAACUCCUCAGAUGAUCCUGAGUCGAGUCAAACUUUAAACUUCACAGAAAGCAUGGAGGAAAAUGAUCGUGAUUUGCCUUCUAAUGAGGAUUCCUCUUCAUCGAAAAUGGAAGUCCAGUCCAAACCAGCCAGUGCAGAAAAUUUUGCCACCUGGCAGAGAAUUAUCCGCCUUGAUGCAAUUCGUGCAAAUGGAGAAUGGAAAGCGUACUCCCCUGUCCAGGCUGCAGUGUCUGAAGCCAAAGCUCGCGGCUCUGCUGAGGUUGUCGGAUUGAAGGAUUAUGAUCAUCUCGAGCCUUGGAGGAUCUUCCACGCUUCCCGUUUAGUUGCCAUUCUUGAAGCCUAUGCUCUUUACGACCCUGAAAUUGGCUAUUGCCAAGGAAUGAGCGAUCUACUUUCACCCAUAAUUACGGUGAUGACUGAGGAUAAUGAAGCUUUCUGGUGUUUUGUUGGUUUCAUGAAGAAGGCUCGUCAUAAUUUCAGGCUCGAUGAAGUGGGUAUUAGAAGGCAGCUGAACAUUGUUUCCAAAAUCAUCAAGUAUAAAGAUGGACAUCUUUACAGGCACUUGGAAGAACUCCAGGCUGAGGAUUGCUUUUUCGUAUACAGAAUGGUGGUAGUACUCUUUAGACGGGAACUAACUUUCGAGCAAACUCUGUGCCUUUGGGAGGUCAUGUGGGCUGACCAGGCUGCAGUUAGAGCGGGAAUCCGGAAGUCAGCAUGGAGCAGGAUAAGGCUGCGAGCCCCUCCCACAGAUGAUCUAUUACUCUACGCAAUUGCUGCUUCUGUUUUGCAAAGGAGGAAACUGAUCAUAGAAAAAUAUAGUAGCAUGGAUGAGAUUUUGAGAGAGUGCAAUGCAAUGGCUGGGCAUCUCGACGUCUGGAAACUGCUCGAUGAUGCUCACAACUUGGUGGUUACUCUCCAUGACAAAAUCGAGACUCCUUUCUGAUGUGUAUGGUAAUAAUUGGAAUUUUCAGUAUGCUAAUUUAUUCAUUUGAAUUAUUGCUGGUUAUUGUUUCAAAUAUCAUAUCCUUACUCUCCGAGAAAUCAUGCCUGUGGAUACGCAAGCCUAUAUAUAUUCACUUGUAGUAGCAUUCGCGCCUGCAGAUUGGCUUGGGCUGGUCUUAAAGCCUUAGUUCACCAUUCUUUUUUAGAUUGGUCUUAAAUUUAAGUGGCAAGUUGACUUCCAUGAUUCAGAGAUUAGGUGUGGAAUUUUCUAUUAACGGCGCGUGUCGGGUGAUUUGUUAAUAAACGGCCUGAUAUUGCUAUGAGAAGUAGUGCUUAGAUUUUUCCUA